GAGAGUGACUUCAUGACGCUGUUGUUUUGACCCAGUAACUGUACUGUUCGGUCUGCUGCAGCGGAGCUGGCACAUACAUGUUGCAGUUAUGUAGCUCACAGCAGAAGGACUUUACCCCCCGGAGACCAGCUGUCGAUCGCUAAUGCUCCAGUCCUCGCGCUGUUUGGAGACCGAUUCCGAAACCACUGCGGCUCCGUUAAUUAGCUAGCUAGCCAGCUAGCCUGCAGGGGUCCGGCUAAGAUGUGGCAAAGUGUCGGGCUCACACUGCUGGUCAUUGUGGCCACACUUGUCUGCGCGCUGCUUUUCAUGCUGUUUGGUUGGUAUGUAGUGUGGCAGCUAUUCCUGUCCAAAUUCAAGUUCCUGCGUGAACUUGUUGGGGAUGCUGGAACCCCUCAGGCUGAAGCUCAACCGUCCGACACCAAGAGUGAACGUACAGCUAAUGUCCCAACACGAAAUCGGCCCAAAACUGCACGCCAAAGAUUUGCGACGCCCGACGGCACUUUGUAGACAUUCAGGCAGCCACUGUGUAUCCCUCACGUAGAAUCUGUCUCACCGCGACUGCUUGUCAUCUUUGAAACAUCACGUAUGAUCACUCGAGGUAUUUCUCACUGACAUGUGCCCUACACUACGCCAGGACCUUGUGGACACCCUUUAGUCAGCCCUCCUCUUCAACUGGACACUUUAAACUGACCAGGAUGCAGGUCUUCUGGUUUCAAAGGGAAAAGCCAUUCAUGUAAAUUAUUGUCCAUUACUACUUGUCAUAUGUUCAUGUCCAGACUCACUGCACACGAGUCAGGCCUUUUUGUGUGUAUGGUUAUCCUGCUCAAGUGACAGGCAGCUCAUGAGUGGCUCAGCUGCUUCCUGCCACCUCUGUGGGGGAAAAAAGGUGUUAAUUCUCUUGUCUACAUGUUUCAAUCAUGUAUUUUUUUUUUUUAGCAGGAAAACACGAGCUGUUUUAAAUGAGCUGCUCUACAUCAUUUUAGAAAGAACAACAGAUAAACUGACAACUUGAUUCUCUUGAAAAACAAAGUGCAAUGAAAGGAAUAUUCAAGCUGCCAUUUUGUAGUUUCACCCGAGGUGGAAAAUCAUCUAGUGGAUAAAGCCCAGUGAAGAAAUAUGAUAAAUGACAAGGGCUUCAUUCCAACUGUGUAAAACCUUUUUUCCUCCAACUUCUCCUUUACCCUUUUAUAGAUUUAUACUUGAAGAGUCAGGAGAAACGUUUCAAGAAAACAUCUGUAAGUGUUCACAAGCAGCUAAUACACAUGACAAAGCUCCAGUGUUGGAGCAAUGAAGGAGACUCCCUGCUGCAGGAAACCUGCCCUCCCCCAUCCUCGCGAUCUCACCUGUAUCAGUGCCUGUUGAAAUGGCAUCUACUCUUUGUUACAUGGCCUCCUUUUGUACAGGCAACUGUAGUUUGACUGCCAUGAAAGGGCAGCUCGAAGCUGAUCAGGUCCUAGUCUGUAAUCGGUGAUGUCGCGUCCUUCCAGGUACAACUCAUGUAACUGUUGCACCUUUUUUUUUAUCAGCAGUGUUUUUCUUCAGUGGAGCGAUUGCUUCAAAUAAACAUGUCACAGUUG
Messenger RNA from Betta splendens (Siamese fighting fish), 1577 nucleotides. RefSeq names its product small integral membrane protein 13 (gene smim13). Bases 241 to 507 code for a protein of 88 amino acids. The transcript has 3 exons. Lineage: Eukaryota; Metazoa; Chordata; Actinopteri; Anabantiformes; Osphronemidae. The record is from RefSeq and is a predicted model, not a curated record.